Labrus bergylta (ballan wrasse) is the source of this 20960-nucleotide messenger RNA. The record is from RefSeq and is a predicted model, not a curated record. NCBI's taxonomy places the organism in Eukaryota, Metazoa, Chordata, Actinopteri, Labriformes, Labridae.
ACAGUGCAGUCUGAACUGAUAGAAAAACAGGAAGACAUGGACCAGCUCAUCAGCACAGUGGAGGACCUGCAAAGAGAGCUCGAGAAGGUUCCCCACUCAGAUACGAACUUCAUCCAGAAAGACACAGAGACAUUAAGAGACCAGUGGCUGGAGGUCUCAGAGAGGAUACAGACAAACACAGAGAGGCUGGGAUACUGCGUAAGCCUUUGGGACGACCUCAGGUCCAUGGAGCAGGACAUCAACCAAUGGAGCGCCAACUCCAUCGCUGAUCUCACCGAUAGUGUCACCAAUCUCAGCGAUAAAGAAAACGCAGAGGCCCAUCUUGACACCUUUCAGGCUGAGGUCGAGAAGAGAGAGCAGACGCUCGAUGCCCUGCAGGAGAGAGUGACGGAGCUGAAGGAGCGAGCAAAGCUGCAGGAAACCCCGUUACAAAUGCAGGUCCUAGAAUCAGACCUCAAAAAGAAAAUGGCCCAUGCGCAGGAGGUGUACAACCAGGCCAAACACACUCUGACCUACUUCAGUUUCCAGAAGCAGCGACUGGAGGACCUCAUGUCCCAGAUGGCCGAGCGGCUGAAGGCAGUUGAGGGCUCCUUAUCAGACCUCACUGAGGCUACUUCUCCUGAAGACAUUGGCACAGUUAAGGACCUGCAGGGUGUUGUGCAGCAACAGAGGGCAGACAUGGACUCGGCUCGAGAUGCCUUGAGUGCUCUGUGCAGGUCUCAUCCCUCUCAGGAGUUGUCAUGCCUCAGCUCUGAGCUCACCACCAUUGCAAAGCAAACAGAGGCUGUUGCGCAGCGCUGUGCCAAGACAAGGGGUAACCUGCAGGAUGGGUUACAGCUCCACUUCAACGAGCUCGUCCAAGACUUCCACUCCUGGCUUGCAGAUCAGAAGUUGGACCUUAAAGAUUGUUCUAAUCAAUCUGGAGAUGUUGGCAUCCUUGGGGCUAAGUUUCAGAGGCUAAAGGUGUCAGUCGAGCAGAUGUCAGAGGGUGAUGAGCGUCUAUCUCGGGUUUGUGAGGAAGCUGAGAGGCUUCUGGUCCACUUGUCUAAAGCUGGAGCGGCACAGGUUCAAGAGCAUCUUUCGUCCUGUAAGAGAGAGUGGAAGAACUACAUGGACAGUUGCUCUCAGAACCAACAAGACUUGCAUGAGAGUAUUGAACUUCUGAGAAAUUUUAAUGGCUCCGCUGAUGGUAUUAGAAACUGGCUGAAGCAGAUGGAUGUCAGCCUCAAGAGCGAGCCUGUUUUAGGGGCAGAGAGCCAGCAGGGAGUCAUGGACAUCACAGAAGAGCUAGAGAGGAUGGAAAACCUCCAUAAGGAACUGCUUGAAAGAAGUAUGUGUAUGUGGGCGUGUGAGGACAUAUGUUAUAGAAACCACAGUAUGGGCUGUUAAAUAUUCUUAACAAUACAUAUGGAGAUCCAAGAGAGGCUGGGUACAGUAGACAGCACCAUGGGAACCAAAGAGCAGCUAGAGCAGAGGCUGGAGACUGUGCAGGACAUCCUGCUUUUGAAGGGGGAGGGGGAGGUCAAGCUGAAUAUGGCGAUGGGUAAGGGUGAGUUGGCCCUGCGAAGCUAUGGUGCCACUGGACAGGAGGUGGUGCGCUCUCAGCUGCAGGAAGUGGAGGAUGCUUGGGCAACGCUGCUUGUGACUGCCAUGAGCUGCCACAGUCGAUUGGAGUGGACUGUGUCUCAGUGGGGUGGAUACCUUGAGAGUGCUGCCCAGCUGCAGUGUUGGAUGGAGGUUGUGGAGCGGGAGGUGUGCGCCCCUCUCACCCCUCAGCCAGGGCCCAGAGAAAAGGCCUCCCAGCUAGAGAGACUCAGAACCCUGCUAGCUGACUUGGAGGACCACCAGGUGGCACUGUCCAGUCUAGAAGAAAAAGCUAGAGAACUGUUCAAAAAGACAGGUGACGCUGGCUUUAACCAUGGUGCCCGUACCCAGCUGCAGGCACAGUUUGAUGACCUCACAGCCUUGGUUGAGAGAGUACGUCUUGCACAGGCUGUGGUGUUGGAGCAUCAAAAUUACCUGGAGGCUGUCAGGGAACUCACUGAUUGGCUGAUGACUGCUGGAGAAGAGCUACAGCACUGGUCUGAUUCAUCGGGAGACUCUGCCUCGAUUAAAAAGAAACUGUCAGAAGUGAGGGAGCGUGUUGAGAGUCGACUGCUGGAGGGCCGAGAGCGCUUGACCCGUGUGCGUCGGAGUGCCGCUUCCACGGCAGAGCACACGGCAGCGGGUGGCUGCGAAGCCAUGGACCGUCAGUUGGGGGCGCUGUCGCAGGCUCUGGAGCAGUGGGAGGGGGCUGCCCUGAGGGCCAGGGAUGGUCUGGAAGGGGCCCUAGCUUCUGCUGCUGCAUCAGAGGAGGAGUAUGACCGCCUCACUGCCCGUCUUGAGGAAGAGUUGAAAGAGCUUGAUGGACGGCUGAAGGGGUGGAGCCAGGAGCUGAUUAAAGCUGAGGGGCGGAGCAACGGUGAGGAAGCAGUGGAUGGAUGGCAGCUGGCAAAGGACAUACUGGAAGGCUUGCAGAGUGCCGAUCCAAUGGCAGAGAAGUUGAAAGGCCAACUGAACGACCUGGUACGAUACUCCAGAGACCUGGGCUCACAAUCCGACCGGGUCACAGCGCUCAUCAAACAGCACAACAGUCUCAGUCUGCGUGCAUCCAGGGAGUGUCAAAAUAAGGAGCGCUUGUUGGAGCAGAGGUUUCGUGCAGCCCUAAGAGACUUCCAACAGUGGCUGGUCAACGCCAAAAUCAGCACGGCCAAAUGCUUUGAUGUGCCACAAAAUGUCGCUGAGGCCUCAACUGCUCUGCAGAGGAUCCAAGAGUUCUUGAGUGACAGGGAGCAUGGCCAGGCCAGGCUGAGUACAGUAGGUGCCAGUGGGGAGCUGCUGAUGGCUGUGGUGUCUAAAGACAGAGUUGAGGGAAUCAAGGCCAAGGUGGCAAACGCCAGAGAGGACUGGAAGAGCCUGAUGAAUAACCUGCAGAUGAAGGAGGAUGCGCUCAAGAAUCUGCAGUCCCAGAUGAAGGAGUUCGAGGCUAGUGCUGAGCCUCUGCAGGACUGGCUGAACAGCACAGAGGUCAGAGUUCAGGAGAGCAGUGCUCGACUACAUGACCUACCAGCCAAGAAACAGGAGCUCAGCAAACUGCAGUCUGUGCUGGAGGAGAUGGCCAGUCGGGAGGCAGAGCUGGGCAGGCUCAGAGAACGAGCUCAUCGUCUCUGGGAGGGACAAGCAGCAGGCAAGGGUUUUGUCCAUCGUGUGUCCCAGCUGUCCGCUCAGUAUCUAGCUCUCAGCAACUUAACAAAGGACAAGGCCUCCAGGAUUGAACGUAUUGUAGGGGAGCACCGCCUCUUCUCUCAAGGCCUUAAAGAGCUCCAGGAUUGGGUUUGUGAAGCUCAGAGGGUUCUCAGCACCUGCAUCUCCACCACGACAGAGAAGGGCGUGUUAGAGGACCGGAUGUUACAUCUGGAGGCCCUACUGGCUGCCCGUCAGGAGAGGGAGAUCCAGCUAAAGAUGCUCCUGACGAGAGGAGAAGCAGUCCAAAGAAACACGUCGGCCGAGGGAGUCCCAGUGAUCCGCAAACAGAUCCAGGACCUCAAAGACUCAUGGGACUGCCUGCUUUCUGCCUCCAUUCAGUGUAAAAGUCAGUUAGAAGGCGCUUUGUCACAGUGGACCAGCUAUCAGGAGGACGUGGGUCAGUUCGUUCUGUGGAUGGAUCGAGUGGAAGAGACGCUCAGCUGCUCAGACAGACAGUACUCUGAGAUGAGAGACAAGACUGCUAACCUGGGAAAGACAAAGCUUCUCUAUGAAGAAGUUCUGAGUCACAGCAGUCCUCUGGAGACCAUCGCCACGAAGGGGUCCAAUAUGUCUGAGCACUCCACCACCCAGCAGGAGGUGCAGCAGCUGCAGUGUAGAUACAACGCCCUCAAAGAAAAGGCCAAGAAUGCAGUCGGUAAGGCCAAAGGUCUGGUGCUGGUCCACCAGGAAUAUCAGAGGGGGUUACAUGUGUUUGAGGACUGGCUGGAGCAAGAACAGGCUAGUCUGGCCUCAUUGUCCCACCUAGAGGGAAACGUGGAUACACUAGAGAAGACGCUGGAACAACUACAGCUUCUGCAGGAACGCUGCUCAAACGGUCAGUCUUUACUCUCCUCUGUGCUGAGCAGCAGAGAGAGAGUUAUCCCCUGGGGUAUACCUCAAAUCGAGGACCGAGCGCUGGAUGCAGCUCAGCGAGAGUGGGGGGCCUACCAGGGCCGCUUGGAGGAGACUCAGACCCAGCUGAGCUCCACGCUGACCAGACUGAAGCAGAUGGGCCAGAAAUUCCUGAGCCUUGCCCAGUGGCUGGAGGAGAUGGAGAAGGUGGCAAACAUCAGACACCAUCGGAGGUCAGACAGAGCCACGAAAGGGACUCAGCUGAAGAAACUCCAGGGAUGUCUUGAGACAGUGCUCGCACGGCAGGGAGAAGUCGAUGGCCUCUCCUCUCUGGCCCAGCAGGUUCUGGAGGAGACCUACAUCAGUAGCCGUGUUAGCGUUACUGCCACACAGCUCACAGCCCGCUACCAUUCCCUGCUGCUCAACAUACAGGACACCAUCAAGCAGCUACAGGAGGAGCGAAAGAGCAUUGAGGAGGCUGAGCACCUUUGUUUCUCGUUCACUGACUGGCUCAGCUCCACUCACAAAAACUUCACAGCAUUAACCGACAGCACGGAACCUCUUGACCGGGUCGCCAUGGAGAGGAAGAUGAAAAAACUAGAGGCUCUCCAGUCUGAGCUCCAACAUGGUCACAGUUUCCUGAAAUCCCUGAGAGAGCGAGCAGAGCAGGCGGCAGGCUUCCUGAACGAAGCGGGAGCUGAGAGUUUAGGCGGGGAGGUAGAGGCUCGCCUCGGCCAGCUAGAGGAGCUCGCAGGUGGGCUGAGGCAUGAGCACAGCUUUCUGCAGCGGGCUUUACUGCUGGCUAAGGAGUUUCACGACCGGUAUAAGGCUCAGGCCCAGUGGCUGGUGGAGACCAGGGCUUUGCUCAGCAACCCAGUGGAGCCCAAGGCUGAACUGUACCAACGGAGAGCACUGCUGGCUAAAUACAAGGCUUUGCUGCAGAUGGUUCAGUCCCAUGAUGGAUCCAUCAGGUCAGUGGUGGAGAAAGGAGACGCUCUGCUCACCUCUGUCCACUACCCGUCCAUCCGAGACAAAGUGACAAGAUUAAAAAGAGACUACACUGAACUCUGUAAUACUGCCAUGGCCCAUGUGGAGAACCUGGAUGGACAGGUGAAGGAACAGGAAGCUUACCACAACGAGCUCCAGGAUGUGGAGCGCUGGCUACUCCAGAUGUCCAGCAGGAUGGUGACUCCUGAUCCAUCUGUGGGAGGCAGUUUGGAGGCAGCAACACAACAGCUGGCCAGACACAAGGCCAUCAUGGAGGAAAUAGCAGGCUUUGAGGAUCGCUUGAUAGGUCUGAAGGAGCGAGGAGCCCACCUGGUACAAGGCUGCAGUGACCGUGUGCAGAGCAGGCUGAGACAGCAGGUCCAGGCUCACCAGCAAGGCACCAGAGACAGCUACUCUGCCAUCUGUAGCACGGCACAGAGAGUUUAUCAAAGUCUGGAUCAUGAACUACAGAGACAUGUGAGUCUCCAAGACACUCUGCAGCAGUGCCAGACCUGGUUGAUCUCUGUCUCAGAGGAGCCUGAGCCACCUUCUCAUCCUCCUCUCAGCCUGGAGGAGGCGCUACAACAGGUAAAGCAAGAGCGUGCUCUCCAGGAACAGGCCAGCACUUACCUCCAGCUUGUGUGCUCAGCAUGUGACCUGUCUGAGGCGAGGGUCAGGGAGACUGCAGCAGAUAUUCAGCAGGUCAAACUGCAGAUUGAGGAGCGUAUGAUUCUUUGUGAGGAGGUAGCAGACAGCUGGAGGGAUAUAGAGGAACAGAAGGCUGAUCUGGAGGCCCAGCUGAGAGAGACAGAGCAGCAACUUCAGAGCCUCAUCAGGAGACCUGCAGAGCUGGAGCCCAAGAUCGCACAGAACCAGCUCGACAAGGCACAGGAGUUCCUUCAGCAGAUUAAGGAGAGACAGUCUGAGGUUACACAUUUGAGUGACACUGUUGGUAGGCUGACAGAUGGACAGGUCUCUCCUGCUCUGGAGGAGAUAAGGAGACUGAGGAGAAGCUGGAUGGACUUGGGCCAGCGGGCAGAAGAGCUGGAGACUCAGCGAGGGGAGGACAUGCAGAGGAGUGGGGAAUAUCAGGAGAUUGUUGUUGCUGUGGAGGAACUUUUCCACCAAGUAUCCAGAGAAUGGGACUACCUUGCCAGGGCUGACACAGAAAGCACCAGUGAGCAUCUAGAGGCUCUGAGGAAGCUUUCCAGUGACCUUGAAGAGCAGAGGGCAACUCUAGAAGACCUCAGAGACCAGAAACAUACCAUCUUGCCUCGACUGAGCCUUUUAGACAAGGAGCUGGUCAAACAGCAGGUGGGUCAUCUGGAGCAGCGUUGGGCCCAGCUUGAAUCCCUUAUACAACAGAAGAUCCAAGACUCAGCGCAGACACUUGAGGAUCUUACCCGUGUUGAGAGCCAACUGAGGGAUGCCCGGGAGUGGGUGGAGGAGCAGCGGCCCGCUCUGACCUCAGUGCUGAAAACCAGCCCGCCCCCCGAUCUGGCCCAGAGUUUCCUGUUUGACCAUCUGAGUGUGUGUGUAGAACUGGAGGCUCGUCAGCAGCUGCUCGGUCAGGCAGUGAGCGAGGCCCAGACUGUGGCCUCCAGACUGGGCCUGAGUGAGAAGAGACGCCUGCAAGAGCUUGUUGAGAAAGCUCAAGCUGAGGUGGAGGCUCUGGGGGCUCAGGUGGCCCAAAGGAGGAAGUAUCUCAGUAAGGCCUUUACAGAGAGGACACAAUUCCUUCAAGGCUUGGGGAGAGCACUUUCUUGGGUGCAACAACAAGAGAGGAAAGCUUUGAUAGAUGACCACAUAGCCCUUCUCCCUGAAGACUUAUCCAAACAGGUCGCUGCUUGUUGGAGUGUCCAGAGUGGUUUACGGGCAUACCAGAGAGAGUUGGCAUCUCUCUGGGUGCAGGGCCGAGAGCUAGAGAGAGAUGCCACUGACAAAGAGAGAGCGGAAACCCUGUCAAGACUUGAGAAGCUACAGGCAGCAUUUGAAACCGCACUCCAAAUGACUACCCAGCGUCUCACAGGCUUAGAGAAAGCCCUAACCUCAAGAAAGUACUUCCAGGUCGACCUGGAUAAGACUUGCCACUGGCUGAGACGAGCAGAUGCCAUCACCUUUCCCGAAAUCAAUUUAAGCAACAUAGACGAUGACUCUGAGUUGCAAACAGAACUGUCGAACUUUCAGAAUGUCUUAGAACAAGCAUCAGAGUACGAGAACCUUCUUCUCAUCGUCCAAAGAAUAGGCCAGGAGAUCCUCCCCACUUUGAACGAGAUCGAUCAUUGCUACCUAGACGAGAGGCUCAAUGCUCUGCCUCAGCAGUACAACGCCAUCCUAGCUCUAGCCAAAGAGAAAAAAGACAGAGUCCAACAACUAAUCUUAGAGCGAAAAGAGUUCAGCACUUUCUUCGAUAUAACUCGUAAUGCACUGGAGGAGCUUCAGGAGCAGUUUGACAAUCUGGAGAAGCAGACUAUCAGUAUUAGAGAGGAUGAAUUUAUUCAACUAAUAAUGAAAUACAAAACUAUUAAUGAAAGUUUAUUCCAUAUCUGCCCCGCUGUGAGAGAACUUCAUGGUAAAAACGAAGGCUUUUUAAGUAGUGGGCAGCAAUACAGAGCCGUGGAGACACAGCAGCUGGUUAGUGUCUAUAACACGCUGAAAAGGAGAAAUGAUCAGAAAAUGAAACACUUGGAUGAAUGCUUGAAAACUGUAGUUGAACACAAUAGAGUAUCCAACAGGGUUGAUUCAGAAUCAGAAUCUGUGAAAGAGAAGCUGGUCAGACUGAAGUCAGACACAAAAGCAGGUGCCGUUGAUAAAAUCACAAAUCUUUAUUUGUUGCUUGACAGUCUGGACUGUGUGAGCUCUGAGGCUGAAGAAUGUAACGUACAAACUAAAGGCCUUGGUCUGAAGUUUGACCCUGCUGCCUUACAGGAAAGUACGCUGCGGCUCGAAUCAUUGCAGUCGUUGAGAACAGAAGUCAAAUGUUUUGUUGAGGAAAGUGAAACAAAAGUGAGAAAGAAUGAAGAAUUUUUCGGAGAGAUGGGGAAAAUGUUGCAAUGGCUGAGGACUAUCAAGGACGAAUCAGAGGCACCUUUGACCCUUGAAGAGGUCAAAACUGAGAGAGUGCGUGAGGAGAAGUGCAAGAUAAAGAUGGUGGAAGAGGAAAUGAAAAGUAGAUUGAGAAUAGGAGACGCCUUGGGAAGCAGAGAAAAGCAAAGGUAUUGUAGUAGAAAAGAAGCUGUUCCUGACCUCGUAGAAGAGAAGCUGAAGGAGCUGGCAGAGCUGAGCGCUGAAGUUCAACAAGGAAUCAGCAAAAAACUGCUGGCUGUGGAUCAAGCCCUUGCCUUGGUCCAGAGGUACCACUUAUCUCUGCAGUGCGUUCAGACAUGGAUGGACUCUGUUGCAGCUGUGCUCCAGAGGUCCAGCUCAGGGGUGGAGCUUGACAACCAGACAGAUUGUGUGCAAGGCCUGGAUGAGAUUUCAGCCCAGGAAAAAAACUCCACAGCUGGUUUGGAGGAGCUGAGAACUUUGGAUCCUCUACUGGAGGAAUUUGUGCAAGCAGAAGCAAUGAGUGAACUUAGAGAAAAAGUUGAGGCAAUGCACCUGAGACAAAGAGAAGUUGAACAGCAACUGGAUGCUAACAGAGAAUUGCUUCAGAGUUGUGCAACACUUUGGACCUCCGUCCAACAUGAAAAAGAAACACUGGUUGAACAGAUGAAUGACACAGAGAUCAAGAUGUCCAUGUUCACCACCGCUAAAGCUAUCAGUGUCCACCAGGCAGAGGAAAAGUGUCAAAGAUUCAAGUCUCUGGUGGCUCACGUCGACCUGCUGGAAUUGCCUCUGAAUGCUUUAAAGGAGAAUGCAACAGAGUUAGAGCAGAUCAUCUCUGAGUCCAGCAAAGCUGUCAUCAGCCACUCAGUGUCCUCUCUGUGGCACAGGUGGACCCGGCUUCGCAGUGUGUCCCGGGCCCAGGAGAGGGCACUGGAGGACACUGUGAAGGAGUGGAGGAACUUCACUGAGCGGAUGGAGAAGGUUCGCUCAGUGUCCCAAGACCUCCACAGUCGCGUCCCCGACAGCACGGUUGAGAAGGCAGCCACCAGGGCGGCGCUUCAGAGCCUCCAGGAGUAUCACGACUCCUUCAUGCUGGAGGUGGAGCGGGAGCAGUCCAUCCUUGCUCUGCUGGGUCAACACACUCGCAGCCUCAGAGGAGAUGAGGAGGAGCAGAAGGAGAAGAAGACUGCAAAUGGGCACGAGGAGACACCUUGCUUACAAGAGAUCAGAAGCAUGCAGGAGCAGUAUGACUGCCUCCUGCUGCGAGUGCAAGCCAGCAGGGCCCAGGUACACCAGGAACUGAGGGAGAGAGAGGAGGUCGAAAAGGAACUGGGCUUAGUCAAAGGUUGGAUCCAAGACACUCGGGGCCUACUUCUGAGUCCCACUGCAGACCUGGAUUCACUGCUGGAGGAGCUAGAGACGGCACAUGGUGAGGUCAUCAGCAGGCGCCAGAGUGUGGAGCGCAUGACAGAACUGCAGCAGACCAAGUACCAGGACCUCCAGGCUGGUCUGCCGUCAGAGCUCAGCAUGCAGCUGGCUGAGGUGGCUUUGGCUCUUGGCUCUGCUGAAGAUCAGGUCCAGGCGAGGGAAAGGGAGGUGCAGCAGACAAGAGAUGUGAAAGAGGACUUUAGCUCCAGACUCCAGGACAUCGAGGCGAAGCUGAAGACCAUUGCUCUGAAACUGGAAUACAAGAGUGCCGACCUCGACGAGGCCAAAGAAGAGACCAAAAUCCUUUGUGAAGAGUGUGAAUGCUGUGUUCGCUCUUUGCUGGAGUUAGGAGUAGCAGUGCAGGAGUUUGGAGAGCAGAACCCCCUCCUCUGUAAGCAGCUGGGCGACGCUGUGGCAAAGCUGAUAGAGGUGCAGCGCCAAACCACACAGCAGGUCCAGGACAGAGCUAACAGGCUGAGGAAGGCAGAAAGACAGGCGGAGGAUUAUCAGGGUAUGAAGGUGUUCAUUUCGGGCUGGGCAGAAAAGGCAGAGACUCUGGUCAGCUGCAGCAUCAUCUGGGGCUCCGCCUCCCAGCUCCAAGAACAAAUUCGAGCACAUCAGGCUCUGCUGCGGGAGUGUCGGGGUCUCCAUGGUGAUUUGGAGGCCAUGGGGGAGAGGGAGGGGCAGCUGGGGGAGGUGUUGCAGACGGAGGGGUGGAUCCAGCAGGUGAAGCACCUCAGCAGACGCACAGAGGAGCUACAGCAAACUGCCAAGACUCGCCUCCAAAGUCUGCAGGACGCUGCAAAGGAUAUGUUGCGUUUGGAGGCAGAGGUGAAGAACCUCCAUGCUGCUGUAGACCAGAUCCAGGUCACACUCGCCUCCCCAGACCUCAACAGACUUAGUCUCCGAGAGCAGCUCACACAAAGACAGCGUCUGUUGGUGGAAAUGGAGGGCUUCAAGCAGCAGGUAGCGGCAGUACAGCAGUGUCAGAGCGCCCUCCGGCUUCCAGAGGAGGUAGUGGCCGGCCUGCCUGUCUGCCGCACAGCUCAGACUCUGCAGCAGGAGGCCAGCCAACUGCAGCAUACCACCAUCCAGCAGUGCAAUAUCCUGCAGGAGGCCGUGGUGCAGUAUGAGCAGUAUGAACAGGAAGUAAAGAACCUUCAGAGAUUAAUAGAAGAGGCUCACCGCAUCAUUCAAGAUCGGCCCGUCUCCACCAGCAACAUACAGGAACUUCAGGCUCAAAUACACCACCAUGAGGAGCUGGCCCAGAAGAUCCGUGGCUACCAGGAGCAGAUUGCCUCGCUCCACACCAAGUGUAAGAUGCUGACUGUGAAGGCCAAACACGCCACCAUGCUGCUGACGGUCAGCGAGGUGGAGGGCCUCUCAGACGGCAUGGACGAGCUGAGUGAUGAGGAGCUGCCCAGCACCGUGGCUGCUAAUGACACCAUGACAGCCGGCCGUUGCCACACGCUCCUCUCCCCUGUGACCGAGGAGUCAGGGGAAGAGGGCACGAACAGCGAAGUUUCCUCUCCCCCUGCCUGCCGCUCCCCCUCCCCAGGGGCUAACGCUGACACUCCUCUUACCAAACAGGGUCGAGGUUCGCUAAGCCGAGCGCCUCUCCAGGAACUCUAUGACCCAUCCAUGGAGUCCAGUUCUGCUAACCUGGACGACCUGCAGAGAUCCUGGGAAACGCUAAAGAAUGUGAUCAGUGAGAAGCAGAAGAGUCUGUAUGAGGCUCUGGAGCGUCAGCAGCAUUAUCAGGAGUCCCUUCAGUCCAUUUCCACUAAGAUGGAGUCCAUCGAGGGAUCUCUCAAUGAGAGCCUGGAGCCCAGCAAGAGCCCCGAGAGCCAGAUGGCUGCACACCAGGCUCUGAUGGAUGAGAUCCUGAUGCUGCAGGAUGAGAUCGGUGAGUUACAGACGUGUUUCUCUGAGGAGCUGGCGGACAGCGACAGCGAUGGGGAGCCGGGUGAUCAGCUGGCUCUUCAGUCCACUCUCACUGUGCUGGGAGAAAGGAUGGCAACAAUUCGAAUGAAGGCUUCUGGGAAACGGCAGCUACUGGAGGAGAAACUAAGUGAGCAGCUGGAAGAGCAGCGGCAGGAACAGGCCCUGCAGCGUUAUCACAGCGAGGCCGCAGAGCUCGACCACUGGCUACUUAGCACUCGUGCCACUCUGAGCUCCGCUCUGCAGCCCCUAAACGAAGACCUGGACAUGGAGGAGCAGCUCACCGACUGUCAGAAUAUGCUGUUUGAGAUCGAGCAGAAAGUGUCGUAUCUGUCAGAGCUGUCCAUCCACAGCGAGAGCUUACUGCUGGAGGGUCGAGCUGAGACCAAGGGAGAAGCGGAGCAACUCAGCUUCAAACUGCGCUCCCUCAAAGACAGCCUGCUCGAGCUGCAGCAGAUGCUACAGGACAAACAAGUUGACAUACAGGGUUCAUUGCAGGAGCAGGAAGACAGUGAGACGGAUACAUCUCUCUCCCAGAGUCCUAAUGUCCAGGAUUGGCUGUCUCAGGCUAGAUCCUCGCGAACACAGCAGCACCACGACAACCUACUUCGACAGAGGGAGCUGCAAGAGAAGGUAGCAGAACAGAGGAGGCUGCUCCAGUCUGUCGCCAGUGUCGGAGAAGAGUUACUGAGCCAGACCACACCCAAUGGGGACAGUGAAAUAUCCGUCCCUGGAGGAGUGUUGCUGGAGCCUGAGUCCUUGUCUCCCUUAGACCAGCUGAGACAGCGCUGGGAAAACCUGAAUAAAGAUCAGAACACAAAGCUGAAGCUCUCCCUCUACUCAUUGGAACAGGACCAGCUGAGCCCGGUCCUCCACCGAUCCCGCCUGUCCAGUCCUAGUAUGGUGUUCAGAGGCGAGUCGGCCAGCCAGGACUUUGGUUCCCCCACAGCUUUGUUUGAAUCCUGCAGCCAGAAUCUGGAAAGAAUCGCCCAAGAGGCGGGAAAUGGUGACAGUAAACUGAUGGGAGGUACGACAGUCCAGCAGGACCUGUAUGCUGCUGUUUCAGCUGCCUCUUUCUGGUUGGAUACUGCAGAAAAUCAGCUGCUCUCUGGUCCAGUUCUGCUCUCUGAAGAUACAGAGACACAGCUUACAAAUCUAGAGGGUCUUCAUAAACAACUGAAGGCGAUGACCAGUGAGGUAAACCUGUGCAGAGACCUUCUUGGGGGAGGAGCAGGUUUGAUGUGCGGAGGUGAGGAGCGAGACCUGAUGGGGGACACGCUCGAGGGUCUGAAGGAGAGGAUGGGCCUGCUGGAAUCCACCCUGGAACUACAGUGUGACGGCAUGAGGGACAGGCUGCAGGAGCACUCAAGCUUCCAGAAUGAACUGAGGUUGCUUUUCACGGCUCUGAGUGAAAGUAAACACCAGUUGUUACAGAAAAUGGCUUGCACUGUGGACAGACCUGCAUCCAAACAGAUAGAGACUUUAUCAGAGGUGGAGGAGAGUCUGCGAGAGUUUGAGCAGAGAGUUGCAGAGCUGAAGACUAGAGCAGAGGGACUCCAAUCCGACCAAAUCUCCAACCAGGAGUUUCUCAAACUACAGGAUGCGUAUGAGGAACUGGUGCUGAUGGUUGGAUCCAGACGGAGCAGCCUGAACCAUGGCCUAUCUCUCAAGGCUCAGUAUGAAGCUGCACUUCAAGACCUUACAGACCUGGUGGACACGGCUCAGGACAAGAUGGCCGCCGAUCAGAAGAUGACUGUGGCUUCUGUCAUUGAGGUUCAGAUGUUAUUGGACAAACACAAAGAGUUUUUCCAUGAUCUGGAAUGCCAUAUGAUCCUCACCCAGACGUUUUACAGCAAAGUGUCUGGUCUGGUGGCACAGAGGGGAAACCAGGUCCUAGAGGAGACGAUGGCCUUGGCCCACAGUGUGCUUAAACAGGCCCACAGGCGAGGGGUGGAGCUGGAGGGCAUCCUGGAGUCAUGGAGCAGACUUGUGGAAGAGUACCAGGCUCUGUGUAGACAACUGGAGGCCGUGGAGUGUAGCAUCCCCACUGUAGGCCUGGUGGAGGAAACAGAGGAAAGACUUGUUGAAAGGAUCAGUCUCUAUCAGCGUCUGAAGGCCAGUCUGACGGAGCAUCAGCCCCAGCUUUAUCAGGUACUGGAGGCGGGCAAGAGGCUUCUUUUGUCUGUUGGCUGCUCAGACCUGCAGAACCAGUUAACCCAGUUAGGAGAACACUGGCUCUCUUCCACCACCAAGGUCAACAAGGAGUUGCACCGCCUCGACUCCACGCUUAAACACUGGAGCAGAUACCAAAGUGAAUCCGCAGAGUUGAGCCACUGGUUGCAGUCGGCUCUAGACCGGCUGGAGUUCUGGACAACGCAGUCAGUGACAGUGCCUCAGGAGCUGGAGACGGUCAGAGACCACCUCUAUGCCUUCCUGGAGUUUUCCAAAGAGGUGGAUGCUAAGUCGUCUCUUCGUUCAUCUGUGCUAAGCACAGGCAACCAACUUCUGCGAUUGAAGAGAGUGGAUACGGCUGGUCUCAGGACAGCGCUGGGUCAGAUCGACACCCAGUGGGCUGAGCUGCUGACUCGAAUUCCUGUGGUGCAAGAGAAGCUACACCAGUUGCAGAUGGAGAAACUGGCAUCACGGCACGCCAUCACUGAGCUGAUGAGCUGGAUUUCUCUCAUGGAGAACAUCAUCGAGGAAGACCAGGACAAAAUCAUGGGAGCUGUAGGCUCAGAGGUGGUCCAGAACUUCUUGCAGAAGUAUAAGGGUUUCCGUAUAGAUCUAACGUGCAAGCAGUUGACUGUGGACUUUGUGAACCAGUCGGUGCUGCAGAUCAGCAGUCAGGAUGUUGAAGGAAAACGCAGCGACAAAACUGAUUUUGCUGAGAAACUUGGUGCCAUGAACCGACGAUGGCAGAUAUUACAAGGGCUUAUUGCGGAAAAGAUUCAGGUUUUGGAAGGACUUUUGGAAGGUUGGUUGGAGCAUGAAAAUGGAGUUCAGGCCUUGAAAACGUGGCUCACUCUGCAGGAGGAGAAACUGAAAAAGAGACACAGGAUAGAGGAUGUAGCAUCAGUGCAAAGUGCACUUAAAGACUGUCAGGAGUUGGAGGAAUCAGUGAAGGAAAAAGAGAAGGAUCUAGAGAAAGCCGAGGAACGAGCGAAUGCUCUCAUCCGGGACAAGAAAGGUGCCACUUGCUCUGUUGUCAGGGAGACCCUUAAAGGACUGAGCCAAUCCUGGGCUCAUUUGGACCACAUGAUAAGUCAGAUGAAGGUGAGCCUGCGGUCGGUGUUGGAACAGUGGACGCUGUACCGGAGGGCUUCAGAGGAGAUAAAUGGUUACCUGAUGGAGGGGAGGUACUCUGUGUCCAGGCUGCACCUCCUUAACGGGUCUCUAGAGGCUGUACAGCAGCAGGUGGAGAGUCUUGAGAACCUACAGGAAGAGAUGGAUAAGCAAGAGAGCAGUCUGAGGAAGUUUGGCUCUGUUACACAUCAGCUUCUGACAGAGUGCCACCCAUCUGUGGUGGAAACACUCAACAGAGCCCUGCAGAGCGUCAACAUUAGGUGGAAUUCUCUUUUAGAGCAGAUCUCAGAGCAGCUAAGAAGCAGUAAAGCCCUGUUGGGGAUAUGGCAGCGCUACAGGUCCUUGUAUGGCCAGUGUGUGACGGCGGUUCAGAAACAGGAGGAACGUGCUGACUGCCUGCUGAAGAGUGCCACUGACAGGGAUAUCACAGAGGAGGAGAGCAGUGUCUGGAUUAAUGACUGCAAUGCGUGCCUUGGUGACCAGGCUUCUGUGCAGAAGACCCUCCAGCAGCUGCAGGCUUUAGGGGAGCAGCUGAAGAGCCAAGUUGAUGCCUCCUCCUCGGCAGCUCUCCAGUCUGACCACCUGUCACUCACACAUCGCCUAGAAACAUUGAAGCACAGCCUUCACAGGCAGCAGGAACUGCUGCAGACUGGAUCUCAGGCCUGUGAGGGCUUCAGAGAGCAGAUGGACACAUUGAUCAAUAAGGCCGAGGAGGCCGAGGAGGUGCUGAAGGAGUCUGACUCAGUUGGGUCUCCAGAUAUCGUUGUGGUCCAGACACGUAUGGAAAAACUGCAGGUUCACCUGUUGAAUCUGAGCAGUCUGUCUCCAGACCUGGAACGUGUUAACGAGUUGAUGUACAGACUCCCAGUCAGUGAUAGAGACGUAAAACGGCUGCAAAGUCUCAACAGGUCCUGGGCCGCUCACUCCGCCAACCUCACUGAGAGGUUCAGUAAGCUGCAGGCAGUGGUGCUCCAGCAGCAGAGCUUCCUUCAGAAGUGUGAGGCGUGGAUGGACUUCCUGUCUCAGACUGAGCAGAAGCUGGCUGCUGAGAUCUCAGGAAACUAUCAGAGUCUGCUGGAGCAGCAGAGAGACCAUGAGCUGUUCCAGGCAGAGAUGUUUAGCAGGCAACAGAUUCUCUACUCCAUCAUCGGUGAUGGACAUCGAAUGCUCGACCAGGGACAAGUGGAUAACAGAGGUGACUUCAGUGGGAAACUGGCCUUGCUGAGCAAUCAGUGGCAGUGUGUAGUGAGGCGGGCCCAGCAGCGGCGGGGCAUUAUCGACAGUCUGGUCCGCCAGUGGCAGAAUUACAGAGAGAUGGCAGAGAAGCUGCAACAGCGGCUGCAAGAAGUCACCCAAGAUCCAGAUGUGCAUCAGCCCGGAGAACCAGUCGCUCUGCAGCAGGCCAGGAACCUGUUAGAUCAGAUACAGCUGAGGGAGCGGGUGCUCCAGAGGCAGCAUGGAGGCUACAUUCUGACGGUGGAGGCCGGCAGGAGCUUGCUGCUGUCGGCCGACGCGAGGGCAGAGUCCACCUUGCAGACAGAGCUGAUGGAGAUUCAGGAGAGGUGGAGACACGCGCACCACCGCCUGGACCAGCAGAGGAGGGAGCUGCACGGCUUGCUCAAGAACUGGGAGCGAUGUGAGAAGGGCAUUACUGCAUCAGUCGAGAAACUGAGGGCCUUCAAGAGAAAGCUGUCUUUGCCACUGCCUGAUCAUCAUGAAGAGCUACACUCAGAGCAAAUCAGAUGCAAGGAGUUGGAGAGCAGUGUGGAGGGCUGGACGGAUGACCUCACUUCCUUGUUCCUGCUGAGGGACUCCUUGGAGGGCGUGGUCAGUGCAGAUGACAUCACAGUCCUGCAGGAACGCCUCCAGCUGCUUCAGCGCCAGUGGGAGGAGGUCUGCCACCAGCUUUCCCUGCGCAGGCAGCAGGUGAGCGAGAAGUUGAACGAGUGGGCCGUGUUCAAUGAGAAGAACAAGGAGCUGUGUGAAUGGCUCACUCAGAUGGAGAGCAAGGUCUCUCAGAAUGGAGACAUCAGCAUUGAAGAGAUGAUCGAAAAGCUGCGCAAGGACUACCAGGAGGAGAUCAGUGUCGCUCAGGAGAACAAGCAGCAGCUGCAGAUUAUGGGAGAUCGGCUUGCCAGGGCCAGCCAAGACAGCAAGGCGGCCGAGAUCCAACACAAACUCAGCAAAGUGAGCGAGCGUUGGCAGCACCUGCUGGACCUCAUCGCUGCCAGGGUGAAGAAGUUGAGGGAGACUCUGGUGGCGGUGCAGCAGUUAGAUAAAAACAUGAGCAGCCUGCGUUCGUGGCUGGCUCACAUCGAGACGGAGCUGUCCAGGCCGAUCGUCUACAGCACCUGCGACGACCAGGAGAUUCAAAGGAAACUCAACCAGCAGCAGGAGCUGCAGAGGGACAUUGAGAAACACAGCACAGGUGUGGCAUCAGUACUGAACCUGUGUGAAGUCCUGCUGCACGACUGUGACGCCUGCUCCACAGAGACGGAGUGCGACUCCAUCCAGCAGGCGACCCGAGGGCUGGACAGACGCUGGAGGAACAUCUGUGCCAUGUCCAUGGAGAGGAGGCUCAAGAUCGAGGAGACGUGGAGGUUGUGGCAGAGGUUUCUGGAUGAUUACUCAAGGUUUGAAGAUUGGCUGAAGACCUCAGAAAGGACAGCAGCUCUGCCCAACUCCUCUGGAGUUCUUUAUACUGUUGCCAAAGAAGAGCUUAAAAAGUUUGAGGCCUUCCAGCGGCAGGUACAGGAGUGUCUGACCCAACUAGAGCUCAUCAACAAACAGUACCGUCGCCUGGCCAGGGAGAACCGCACCGACUCCUCCUGCCAACUCAAAGAAAUGGUGCAUGAUGGGAACAGGCGAUGGGAUAACUUGCAGAAGAGGGUGGCAGCCAUCCUACGAAGACUCAAGCACUUCAUUGUCCAGAGAGAGGAGUUUGAGACGGCUCGAGACAGCAUUCUGGUGUGGCUGACAGAGAUGGACCUCCAGCUGACAAACAUCGAGCACUUCUCUGAGUGUGACGUUCAGGCCAAGAUAAAACAGCUCAGGGCGUUCCAGCAGGAGAUCUAUCUGAACACGGGGAAGAUCGAGCUGGUGUUCAGACAGGGUGACGCUCUGAUUGAAAAGAGUGAACCACUGGACGCAGCUGUCAUCGAGGAGGAGCUGGAGGAGCUGCAGAGAUACUGUCAGGAGGUGUUCGGACGAGUCGACAGAUACUACAAGAAACUCACACGGCUGCCUCUGGCCGAUGACGAGCUCGAUGGUUCGGACAGAGAGUUGGAACUGGAGGAAGGUGGAGACCUCUCGGAGCUGCAGUGGGGCGACUCUUCUCUGCCCCGCCCAUCCAGCCGCCCCCCCUCAGGCACGACUGCCCUCAUCCGGGCUGACCGCUCAGGACGUGACACGCCGGCCAGUGUUGACUCCAUCCCUUUAGAGUGGGACCACGACUACGACCUGAGCAGAGACCUGGAGAGCCCAGGUGGACGAGGUCACAGGGAGAGGAGGCGAGGGCAAGAGGAGGAGGAUGAGUAUCUGAGGACAGCUGCCACGGUGCUGUCAGGUGAGCCGGGCCAGCUGGAGGCGAGUCUCAGACAGUUGGAUCAGGCUCUGGAUGCAGGACGGUUCCACCUGCAGCAGAGAGAGACCACUGCCAACAGCUCCAGCCCCGACAUAGACUCCACCUACAUGGGCUAUAUGCGUCUGAUGGGAGAGUGUCGAGGCAGUAUAGACGCCGUAAAGAGAGCCGAGGGAGAGCUGACUGAGGACGAGGACGACAUGCCGGGACUCAUCAACCCCACCAGCACAGACACUCAGAGUGCCGGUGUGAUCGAGCGCUGGGAGCUAAUCCAGGCUCAGUCUCUGAGUGAGAAGCACAGAAACAAACAGAACCUGCAGCAGUGGCAGCAGCUGAUCUCAGACCUGCAGACAAUGAGGGCCUGGUUGGGUCAGUCCGAGGCUGAACUCAGCCAGCUGCGAGGGCUCCAACUCAGCACUGACAUACACACCAUCCAGCAGAGGAUCAAGAAGCUCAAGGAGCUGCAAAAGGGGAUGGACACCCACAAGUCGGAGGUCUUGUCCAUCAACCUAAGCAGUGCAGACUUCCUCCAAUCGGACCCCGACUCUGAGGAGGCGUGGGAGCUCAGGGAUGGACUGAAAGAGAUGAACACACGCUGGGAUCGACUCGGUACCUCCCUGGAGGACUGGAGGGAAGAGCUGCAGAAGGCGCUGAUGCAGUGCCAGGAGUUUCACGAGAUGAGCCACGGUCUGCUGCUGUGGUUGGAGAACAUCGACCGCAGGAGGAACAAGGUGGUGCCCAUCCCUCCCAAACUGGAUCGCGAAACACUGCGAGCACAUCACAAAACUCUGACGCAAAUCAAGCGCGAGCUGCUUGACUCAGAGCAUAAAGUGUCGUCUCUUCAGGAGCUUUCCGCUCAGCUCCUGGUCAACACCAAACCUCACGCUGUGACGCUGCAGCAGCAGGUCUCUGAGCAGAUCUGGGAUCAGGGCAGCGAGUGUCUGGAGGCUCAGGAGAAGGUUCACGUGAUCCUGAACAGACUGAGGCUGCUCCUGAGGGAGGUCAGCUCUGACCUUGAGGGGCUGGAGAGGAGACUGGAGGCGGUGGACACACAGCAGGUUUGUUUACCGCUGCCCGUUGCCAAAUCUGAACCCUGCGCAUCAGCGUCUCCUGUGUCAGAGGUGACCGUCCAGAGUCGCAAACGAUUGCCCCGAGGCAAAAGUAGUCAGGCCCACCCAGGACACCCUGAGAGCGUCCGGCGCCACAGCCGGAGCAAAUCACCAGGCGCCGCUGGCUGCGUUUCCUCCCAUUCUGACUUUCAGGAUGGUGUCGCCUCCUCCUCCUCCUCCUCCUCCUCUAAAGGCCCGUCCUUCCUGCUGAGGGUCUUUCGGGCCGCACUCCCAUUCCAGCUGCUCCUUCUGCUCCUCAUUGGCCUGGCCUGUCUGGUGCCCAUGACAGAGGAGGACUAUAGCUGCCACCAUGCCAACAACUUUGCCCGCUCUUUCCAUCCCAUGCUGCGCUACACCAACGGACCUCCUCCCAUAUGAGACGCAGCAAAUGUCUACUUUCUGCUUUGCCAAGGACUCCACUGACUCCUGUGAAUGUCUCCUCUCACCCUGUGCCCUAAAAAGAAAAACUCUUCCCCUGCAGGGGAGCUCGAGCAUUAUGAAGUGACUCAGAGAUGAAACGAAGACUUCUCUCACUUACAUUGCACACACGUCCUGAAAUCACCUCCACCCUUUAAACUCCCAAUCCGGAUAAAUGGACUUUCAUCCGGAGACCCCCCUCCCUCCUUCAAUUAUUUCAUGUCGUUUUAACUUAAAUAUGUAUUUUUUAUUUUGAAGGUUUCUGUAGAAACCUGUGAAAUCAAUAAAAACAAAGCACUAUUUAUAUAUUGUAUGUUAGGAGCCAAAGUCGACUGUGCUUUUUGUCCAUGAUAUCCAGUGCUGCUACUAUUUAUUUUGUAUUUAAUCAGUUGACAGAUUAGUUAGUUUGGAUUAAGCUAAAGCUCCACCUUGAGUGUGGGAUGUUUAACCUUGAAAAUGUACAAGAGACGUCCAGUUUGAGUGCUGAAAUAUUACGAAUUUAAAGUCAAAUCCGAACUUAAAGCACUGACAUGAGCACUGACGAAAGGUACUGCACUGAAGCCGUCCAGCCAAGGUGGCCGACUUCUUUUCCCAAGGCUUGUAUACUUUCUUUUUUUCCGGAGAAUUUAAUCAGCUGGGGCAUAUAUAAAAAAAAAAUAUACGCUCCAUUGUUAAACUUAAGCUUGUACAUUAUUGUUGAAAUGCUUUUUAAGAAAGGCAGUUAUUUUUUUAUCUUUUUUUUAAGCAUGCACUUGAAAGUCCCCGGCUUUUAAGGAAGCGGAACAAUCACUGGUAGUGUUUUAGUAGACGGCUGUGACCUGAAAUAGUGUGCUUUGUAAUUACUGCGAUAAUUAUUCUGCUGUGAUGAGUCAUCAGACUCGCCGCCUUGUUGAAACAGAAUCUGUAUAAAAAAUGAUCAAAUAUGAAAAUGGUUAUUUAUGUAUGUACAGUUUGCUAAUGCCGACUUCAUGAAGAAUACUCUUUGCAAAUAAUUAAACAUAAAGUAUUUA